Aspergillus heteromorphus CBS 117.55 is the source of this 1660-nucleotide messenger RNA. RefSeq lists its product as uncharacterized. The coding region runs from base 140 to 1633 and encodes 497 amino acids. Lineage: Eukaryota; Fungi; Ascomycota; Eurotiomycetes; Eurotiales; Aspergillaceae. The transcript has 3 exons. The record is from RefSeq and is a predicted model, not a curated record.
CGCGGAGAAAACCCCUCCCCCCCUCUCCCCGCUGCCACCUAUAUUAUGCCCGCCCCUGCAAUGAAUCCCAUCCGCCAUCGGCUUCAGCUCGACUCAAGCUCUGGUGCUGGCCGCCGGGUGAGAUUGUCCGGAUAUCAAAAUGGAUUGUGCUGGUGGCUCUCCGAUCGCAGUAGCGUCGGCCGAAUCCUCCCGCUUGAACCGAUCCGGCAAGGUGCGCAAGAAGCAGUGGGCGCCCAAAGUGAAGACUGGCUGUGUCACCUGCAGUUGCCUGAAAUGCUCCUCCACCGGCCGGAAGUGCGAUGGCUAUGACCCUGUUCCGCGCGAGCAGACCUCCUCGCCCGACCCCGUGCAGAUGCCCCCGCCCUGGGAAUUGGUGUCGGGCAAUCCGGUCGAGCUCGACAGUUUCCGCUUCUUCUGCGACGUCACCACCCCCGACCUGGCCGCGCCUUUUGAUACCGGGUUCUGGUCCGGCCGCCUGCUCCAGGUCGCCCAUCACUACCCGGCGCUCUGGCACGCCAUGACCGCGCUGGGCAGUAUUCAUCGGGACUUUAUCACUGACCCCACGCCGAUCAUGGCCUCCCGCACCGAGGACAGCCAGAAGAUUGGCUUUGCCUUGCUGCAAUUCAAUACCUCCAUCCAGUGCCUCCGGGAUAUGCUCGCGGGCCCGGCCCUGACCAGUCUGGACCGGCUGGUGGUUCUGAGCAUCUGUAUCCUAUUCACCUGCUCGUCCAGUCUGCAGGGCCGCCAGUGGCAGGCGUUCAUGCACAUCAACAGCGGGCUGAAGCUCCUUCACCAUUGGAACCUGGGGUCUGGGGACCGAAGCCCGCCGGAGGAGGAUCUGGACAUGACGAUGUUGCUCGUCGCGCUGACCCAGCUCGACACCCAGGCCCGGCCAUACAUCUGCGGCAGACUGGGCAAUCUGCAAUGGACGGAAAGCCCCGUCGUCAUCCCCCCCGUGACACCCCCCUUCCAGUCCCUCCUGGAGGCGUACAUCGCCUUGGAGGUGCACUUCAACAGAAUGAUGCAAUUGGUAAUGAGCCGGACAUACGACCCCACUCUAGAAUCGCUCUCCAAGAAACAGAAACUCGUCCACGAUCUCCACCAAUGGGACGAUCGACUCGCCGACUACCUGUCGCAAAUGGCCCCCCAGCCAAGUGACCGGCAGGCCUUGAGGCUUAUAAAUAUCCGCCGCGCAUUCACCCGCAUCUACCUGUCCCUGGACCCCUCGAAAGGCGAACUCGCCCAUGAUGACCUGAUCGACGACUACGCCGACAUGCUCCAGCUCGCGGGUGAGAUUCUCGACGAUGCCAUGCAGUCGCGAAUAGAUUCCCCCGCCCAGCCGACCUUCCGCCUCGCCGCCACCGUUAUCGAACCGCUCUUCCUCAUCGCGUCCCGCUGCCGCGAGCCGACACUCCGCCGCCAGGCCCUGCAGCUGCUGAAGCGACAUCCCCGCCGCGAGGGCAUCUGCGAGGGUAUGAGCGGCGCGAAGGUGGUGCAGCGGGUGAUGGACCUCGAAGAGCAGUGCCUUUAUAGCCCGGAGGGCUGCAGCGGCAGUGGGAAAUGGGUCUGCGUGGACCAUCGCGUCACGAGCAUGCAACAGACAGACAGAAAGACAGACGUUGUACGCAAGUGAGCUGAGCUGAACUGAGCUGAGCUGAAC